Rattus norvegicus (Norway rat) is the source of this 5946-nucleotide messenger RNA. The record is from RefSeq and is a predicted model, not a curated record. NCBI's taxonomy places the organism in Eukaryota, Metazoa, Chordata, Mammalia, Rodentia, Muridae.
GAGCCCUCGGCCUCAGUCAGUCUUGCGCUGGGGAGCGUUUCGGUUUCACUUCCGGUGAGGGGCCGCGCCUGAGAGGGCGGGCAGUGAAGCCAACGGACGGCGAGCGCGGGCGGUGUCAGUGACGGCGGCGCCGCUGCCGGGGGGCGUGCGGUAACGCGGCGGCGGCGGCGACGGCUGGGCCUCGAGCGCCUGCAGCCCACCUCUCGGAGGCGGGCUCCCGGCGCGAGGAAGGACGAGAAGAUGGAGGAGCUGGUGGUGGAAGUGCGGGGCUCCAAUGGCGCUUUCUACAAGUUCUCAAGGACCCGAAUUUGUGCCACAGAACUUCAGGAAAUUAACGGGGACUGUCUGAUUGCUACUGAAUUUUUACCAGGACGGUUUGGAAUGUUUGUUUUGUGCUCUGAAGUGCAUAAACUUGAGUAUAUUCGCUUUGACUUUUGCGGUGUUGCAGUGGGCUAUGUUCUUGAGGUUUUAAAUAAGCAUUCAUGGAACUACUGAGGGGUUUUUUUUAUACCAUUGAAUAUCAGAUAACGUAUAUUUUUUUAAAGGAACCUUAAAAUACAUGUAAUGUGGUAUGAUUCCUGAUACUGCAUAGAUGUAGAUCUAGCAAUAUUAUAAAGUCUCUUUUUUUAAUGUUUACAAGCUCUGUAAGGCCCCACCUCAGUAGAAUAUUUUAGUAACAGAAGCUGCACGUGGAAGGAAGCAUGGAAAAUAGCUUUUGCCAUUGUCCAACCGUUUUAAGUUUAUUGUAGAAGAACUUGAGCAUUUCAAAUGGGACGUACUAGGCUAAGCUCAGGAAAGUGACUUUUGUAAAUUAUGCUUUUAUCAAGUCUAUGGAGACAUUUAGUAGAAGAUAAAUUAUGCUUUUAUCAAGUCUAUGGAGACAUUUAGUGGAAGAUAAAUUUCAUGAAUGAGGGAAAUUUGUAAAAUACUAAUUUAUACUAAAAAUACCCUUUUGUUGUAGCAUGGGAGACAGAAAGAAUGCAGCAUUUUUGUUGCUAAUUCUAUCAGUGCAGUUUUUUCAAUUUGCUGUAAUAAAAAAAUGUUCCAGUUAGUUUUGGUUAUUUUGCAUUAGAAGGUUUCUAGUUUUGGUUAUUUUGCAUUAGAAGGUUUCUAGUUUCUAGAAUGACAGUUUUAAUUGCUAGAGUUGGGGCACUGAGACACAGAUGAGCAAGGGAUAAUAGUUAAGUAGUAUUUUUGUUCAUCUCUAAUACCAGCUUAGAUUUGAGUCCACUGUUAGUUGCUUUUAAUGAAGUUGGCUUGCCAUUGAGGGCAAGUAGUGCAUCCUACUCUUGAAGGAUUUAUUGGCCCCAGUAAUUUUGCUUGCAAACUGACUGGAAUAUUUUUUAAAAAGUGCACUGUUUCCACUAUUAAUCCCCUUGCUUUUUUCUUGGCUUUGUUUUUCAACAACUUCUUAAUUUGAAGAUGAACGAAAAUGAAUAGACUUUGAAUUAUCCUUUGAUUCCCUGAGGGGACAUGUAGUACUCUUUUAAAGUGUGUGUUGAAGAAUUGCUAUUGUGUUUAAGUUUAUUUUUGUUUUUUGGUUUUUUUUUAAGUUUCAACUGGUCUAUAUUAAAGGAAGGGUACUGGCUAUACUGAAAGAAGUUUAAAUUUUACAUCACUUAGAAUAUUGACUGUGAACAGGAGAAAAUAAAGUGGAAGCAUGCUGAGUCCUUUUCUGGUGAGAUUGAUGACAAAGAUGAGAAGUAAAGACCAUUAUGGAAACACUGGGAACCCUGUUCAUUAAAUUGGUAGAAGUAAAAAUUUAAAGCGAAGCAUUUGUAAAAGAUGUCCAUGAAGAUUCUAUAACAGUUGCUUUUGAAAACAAGAGACCCCCCACCAACCCUGUCCAUGCUGAUACAUCAUACCAGUAGAUCAGCAUCCAGCUACCUAUGGCAAGAAUUGACUACCUCGUGGGAUCUAAAAUUUAAAGGGGGAAAACUGGCAGCCAGAGAGACAGAUUCCUUUCCAUGAUGUGAGAUUCCCACCACCUGUAGGUUAUAAUAAAGAUAUAAACGAAAGUGAUGAAGUUGAGGUUUAUUCCAGAGCAAAUGAAAAAGAGCCUUGCUGUUGGUGGUUAGCUAAAGUGAGGAUGAUAAAGGGUGAGUUUUAUGUGAUAGAAUAUGCAGCAUGUGAUGCUACAUACAAUGAAAUUGUCACAAUUGAGCGUCUACGAUCUGUUAAUCCCAACAAACCUGCUACAAAAGAUACUUUCCAUAAGAUCAAGCUGGAAGUGCCAGAAGAUUUACGACAAAUGUGUGCCAAAGAAUCGGCACAUAAGGAUUUUAAAAAGGCAGUUGGUGCCUUCUCUGUAACUUAUGAUCCAGAAAAUUAUCAGCUGGUAAUUUUGUCCAUCAAUGAAGUCACCUCAAAGCGAGCCCACAUGUUAAUUGACAUGCACUUUCGAAGUCUGCGCACCAAGUUGUCUCUUAUACUGAGAAAUGAAGAAGCCAGUAAACAACUGGAGAGUUCAAGGCAGCUUGCCUCAAGAUUUCAUGAACAGUUUAUCGUACGAGAAGAUCUGAUGGGUCUAGCUAUUGGUACUCAUGGUGCUAAUAUUCAGCAAGCUAGAAAAGUACCUGGGGUCACUGCUAUUGAUUUAGAUGAGGAUACCUGCACAUUUCAUAUUUAUGGAGAGGAUCAAGAUGCAGUCAAAAAGGCUAGAAGCUUUCUGGAAUUUGCUGAAGAUGUCAUACAAGUUCCACGAAAUUUAGUAGGCAAAGUAAUAGGAAAAAAUGGAAAACUGAUUCAAGAGAUUGUGGACAAGUCAGGAGUUGUGAGGGUGAGGAUCGAAGCUGAAAAUGAGAAAAGUGUCCCACAAGAAGAGGAAAAUUUGCCACCAAGUUCCCUACCUUCCAAUAAUUCAAGGGUUGGAUCUAAUUCCUCUGAAGAAAAGAAACAUUUAGAUACAAAGGAAAACACCCAUUUUUCUCAACCUAACAGUACAAAAGUCCAGAGGGUGUUAGUGGUUUCAUCAAUUGUAGCAGGGGGACCCCAGAAACCUGAACCCAAGGCUUGGCAGGGGAUGGUACCAUUUGUUUUUGUGGGAACAAAAGACAGCAUCGCUAAUGCCACUGUUCUUUUGGAUUAUCACCUGAACUACUUAAAGGAAGUAGACCAGUUGCGUUUGGAGAGAUUACAAAUUGAUGAGCAGUUGCGACAAAUUGGAGCUAGUUCUAGACCACCACCAAAUCGUACAGAUAAGGAAAAAGGCUAUGUGACUGAUGAUGGUCAAGGAAUGGGUCGAGGUAGUAGACCUUACAGAAAUAGGGGGCACGGCAGACGCGGUCCUGGAUAUACUUCAGGAACUAAUUCUGAAGCAUCAAAUGCUUCUGAAACAGAAUCUGACCACAGAGACGAACUCAGUGAUUGGUCAUUAGCUCCAACAGAGGAAGAGAGGGAGAGCUUCCUGCGCAGAGGAGACGGACGGCGGCGUGGAGGAGGCGGAAGAGGACAAGGAGGAAGAGGAAGAGGAGGAGGUUUCAAAGGAAAUGACGAUCAUUCCCGAACAGAUAAUCGUCCACGUAAUCCAAGAGAGACUAAAGGAAGAACAACUGAUGGAUCCCUGCAGAGCACCUCCAGUGAAGGGAGCCGGCUGCGCACCGGGAAAGAUCGGAACCAGAAGAAGGAAAAGCCAGACAGCGUGGAUGGGCUGCAACCACUCGUGAAUGGAGUACCCUAAACUACAUAAUUCUGAAGUUAUAUUUCCUCUACUGUUUCCGUAAUUCUUACUCCAUUUUAGAAAACUUUAUUAGGCCAAAGACAAAUAGUAGGCAAGAUGGCACAGGGCAUGAGGUGAACACAAAUUCUGCAAAGAAUUUUUUGGAUAUUGGCCAUAAUCAACAAUCUUCCAAGUUUGCACAAAAAGAUCUUGAAAUUUGAAGCAUAACUUUUAAGUACACUUAACACUUCAGGGCAGGAUUUUACUUUAUUUUUUAAAAAUACUAAGCAGUGAUCUUUAUUAACUAGGACCAUUUUCCUGCAUUGGGCUAUAUAACUCAGCAGUACGUUUCAGUCUUUCUGGGUAAAUCACAUUUGUGGUAAUCAUACUAGAUCUCUGUCUUCAGUCCCAUUUAAAGUCUCCAUGAAGUGCUGUGCCAUUUCAUGUCCUGUGUCAGUUUAUGUUUUGGUCCGCUUUUCCAGUAUUUUAGUGGACCCUGAAAUGUGUGUGAUGUGACAUUUGUUAUUUUUGUUAGCAAAAAAGUUGUAUGAUCUGUGCCUUUUUUAUAUCUUGGCAGGUAGGAAUAUUAUAUUUGGAUGCAGAGUUCAGGGAAGAUAAGUUGGAAACACUAAAUGUUAAAGAUGUAGCAAACCCUGUCAAACAUUAGUACUUUAUAGAAGAAUGCAUGCUUUCCAUAUUUUUUUCCUUACAUAAACAUCAGCUUAGGCAGUAUAAAGAAUAGGACUUGUUUUUCGUUUUUGUUUUGUUGCACUGAAGUAUGACAAAUAGUGUUAUUGGAAGGGAUGUGUAAUUUUUCUGUAUAGACAGGAAAAGAAAUAACUAUCUUUUCGUUUGGGAGAGGCUAAAGAUGUUUUCAGCUACUUGCAAAUCUUCCUGGUCGAAAGUUAGUAGGAUAUGCCUGCUCUUUGGCCUGAUGACGAAUUUCAACUUAGAACCUUUUUCUUUUGUCCUCCCCAAGUUUUGUCAAGUUUUUCAUUCAUAUUUUACAUUAAAGCUUAUUUUGGGGAGAUAUGAAGGUCAUCUUCAUAAAUACAUAAUAACCCUCAAAAGUAUAUAGGUACUUUGUUUGAGAAACAUUGAAAGCAGGUUAAAUGUUUUGUAGCUUUGAAAUACGAAGUCUAAUGUAUAAGCAGAACUGAAAAACAGGCCUACAAUUAGUUAAAAAUAAUUCAUUUUUUUCCUUUUGAUGUGUCAAGUCUUAUUUUUUGUUUUUUUUCUCUUUUUAAUGAAUGAAAUUUACUGAAGAAAAAUAUGUGAAGGACCUUCACUCUGAGAUGUUAUAUUUUUCUUAAAAAAUAACUCCGAGUAGGGGUACCACUGAAACUGUACAGAGCCGUACAAACCGAAGUUCUGCCUCUGAUGUACUUUGUGAAUUUGUUUCUUUGAAUUUUUCAUUUUUCAUUUAGUUUUCCUUGCAUACAAAUAAGCAUAUAAAAUGGCAACAAACUGCACAUGAUUUCACAAAUAUUAAAAUGUCUUUUAAAAAGUAUUGCCAAACAUUUAAUGUUGAUUUCUAGUUAUUUAUUCUGGGAAUGUAUAGUAUUUGAAAACAGAAAUUGGUACCUUGCACACAUCAUCUGUAAGCUGUUCAGUUUAAAAUACUGUAGAUAAUUAACCAAGGUAGAAUGACCUUGUAAUGUAACUGCUCUUGGGCAAUAUUCUCUGUACAUAUUAGCGACAACAGAUUGGAUUUUAUGUUGACAUUUGUUUGGUUAUAGUGCAAUAUAUUUUGUAUGCAAGCAGUUUCAAUAAAGUUUGAUCUUCCUCUGCUAAAUUGAUGUUGAUGCAAUCUUUACAAUGAUUGCUUUUAAAAAUUUUAAGAUAGGAAAGAAAUCUAUAGAAAGUGUUCUGUUACAAAAUGUAACUGUUACCAUUGGAAAUUUCACAUGUCAUAGGAGAUUAGCCGUUAUUUACCAACUUUCAAGAUCGUAAUCUUGUUUAAUAAGGUGAAAUAUCAACAAUUGGUACACAGUCACAAUGUACCGGUUAAAAUAUGCACUAAGUCUCUUUUUUACAAAGGCUGAAUUCAGCAAGGCGCUAACUUGCUUAAAUGUGAAUUACUAACUUCUAAAACUGUAAUUUGAUUCACAUGUUUUCAAAUGGAGUUGGAGUUGAUUCAUAUUACAAUAUUUGUGUGCAAAAUGUGUAUGUUUUUCAGUUCAAAGUCAUGUUUUUAAAAUCUUAUUAAAGUUUCAAAAAUCUGGAGAUUGUUUAUCUUAUCUAGAUGUAAAUUUUUAUUAAAAAGUUGCACUUAUGAAAAAGCAAAA